AUGACUGCUUGCAAUGCCUCACAGGGCCACCCUUCUUUCUUCAUUCUCCAAGGCAUUCCUGGCAUGGAGGACAAACACAGAUGGAUAUCUAUCCCCUUCUCCUCCAUGUAUUUCAUUACGGUGCUUGGGAACUGCACCAUCCUCCUCGCCAUCUCCACAGAGCGCUCCCUGCACAAACCCAUGUUCCUGCUCCUCUGUCUGUUGGCCCUCACAGACCUGGGCAUGUCUACAACCACCGUUCCCAAGGUGCUGUGCAUUUUCUGGUUUGGCCAGAGUGAGAUCAGCUACGAAGGAUGCCUGGUUCAGCUGUUCUUCAUCCACUCCAUCUCUGCCAUGCAGUCAGCUGUCCUGAUGACCAUGGCCUUUGACCGCUAUGUGGCCAUCUGCAAGCCCUUGCACUAUGCCACCAUCCUUUCCAAUAGUCGCACUGGACUCAUUGGCUUAGUGAGUUUGGUGAGAGCUAUCCUCUUUAUUCUCCCCAUGCCCAUCCUCCUUCAGCAAAUGCCCUAUCAUGCCAAUCGUGUCAUCCCCACCACCUACUGUGAGCACAUGGCUGUGGUGAAGAAGGUUUGUGUAGAUACUACAGUCAACAGGAUAUAUGGCCUGGUGGUGGCCUUGUUGGUUGCUGGGCUAGAUCUCUCAGCUAUUGCUUCAUCUUAUGUGCUAAUCAUCCAGGCUAUAAUGCGUCUCUCUUCUAAGGAAGCCCACCACAAAGCAGUCAACACCUGCACCACACACAUCUGUGUCAUGCUUAUUUCUUAUACUCCCUCACUUUUCUCUUUUCUAGCUCACCGCUUUGGCCGAGGCAUUCCACCCCAGGUCCACGUCAUUCUUGGCAACCUUUACUUCCUUAUACCUCCAAUGCUCAAUCCUAUAAUUUAUGGAGUGAAAACUAAGGAGUUCCGGGACAAAGUGACCAAAUAUGGUUGCUGGAAAAAAGAGCCCACAACCACUGCCUGUGGUCAGAAACUUGUCUGGUAA
Molecule: messenger RNA, 981 nt
Organism: Nomascus leucogenys (northern white-cheeked gibbon)
Lineage: Eukaryota; Metazoa; Chordata; Mammalia; Primates; Hylobatidae
Product: olfactory receptor 52K1-like
Biological process (GO): G protein-coupled receptor signaling pathway
Cellular component (GO): membrane
Molecular function (GO): G protein-coupled receptor activity; olfactory receptor activity
Source: RefSeq, a predicted model, not a curated record